AUGUAUAAUCUGAUGAAACUUUUCCUUUCACUCUGUAUCUUCUUUGGAGGAAUCAAUCAAGUAAUAUGUUCAAAUCAGCUAUCUGGACCAAACAAAAGUCCGAAGCUCUUUGUGUUCGGAGAUUCAUAUGCGGAUACGGGAAACGCGAAGCAAGAUGCAGAGUCUUGGAUCUCCCCUUACGGUAUAACUUUCCCCGGUAAACCUUCCGGCCGUUAUUCUGAUGGUCUCACCUCCACCGAUUUUCUAGCAAAUACUUUGGGUGCAGAAUCGCCGUAUCCAUGGAGAAGUCACGGGAGAAAGAAACUUAGGUUAAAACGAGGAAUGAAUUUUGCGUCCGGAGGGUCAGGAGUGUUUUCGGCUGAUCCACUGCCUAAUUUGACUGCUCAGGUCACUUUCAUGGCUGACCUUCUCCACGCCCGCCGUGUCUACGCUCCGGAAGAUAUUCAUCCCUCCGACGUCUCUUUCAUUAGCUACGCCGGAGGCGACUAUUUUGAUUUCAUCCUCCGAAACCGCCCUGCCGCUGAUUUGAAAGCAUUCAUAGAGAAAGUCAUGGAUAAUUUGUACGUUAGAAUGAAAUCAUUGGGAGAUCUGCUAUUUAAGAAGAUAGCAAUAUCAUCGCUGCAGCCGAUUGGAUGCAGCCCCUUUUUCUCCGCUGCAUCCUCAUACAAGAGUUGCAACGAGUCAUAUAGCGAAUUGGUGAAAGUCCACAACAAUUCGUUGAAAAAAGUCGUAGCCAAGCUUAACCAAGACUCGAGGCUUAGGAAGAAGGGGCAGCAUUACUUUAUCAUUGAUAUUCACAACGCUUUCAUGACCAUCUUGCACAACAAAGGAAGCACAAGGUUUAGAAACCCAUUGGAGCCGUGCUGCCAAGGCGCUUGUGCGCGUGUGGAUCCUAAAGGUGCGAAGAUGUAUACCUUAUGUGAUGAUCCUAAGUCUUCUUUCUUUUGGGAUAUAGUUCACCCUACCCAAGAAGGAUGGAAAUUGGUUUACUCGGUAUUAGGAACCCUUUAA
Messenger RNA from Eutrema salsugineum, 1011 nucleotides. RefSeq names its product GDSL esterase/lipase At5g03600. The transcript is spliced from 5 exons. Lineage: Eukaryota; Viridiplantae; Streptophyta; Magnoliopsida; Brassicales; Brassicaceae. The record is from RefSeq and is a predicted model, not a curated record. Gene Ontology annotation, molecular function: hydrolase activity, acting on ester bonds. The coding region runs from base 1 to 1011 and encodes 336 amino acids.